Messenger RNA from Paramuricea clavata, 5861 nucleotides. The record is from the annotation of a GenBank genome assembly. Lineage: Eukaryota; Metazoa; Cnidaria; Anthozoa; Malacalcyonacea; Plexauridae.
AUGUACAACUUUUUUUAUUAUUUUCUAGCGAUAAUUGAACAGGCUUUGACUGGUGAGCAAGGCUGUGGCGGUGUUCUCAGAAGCUGGGAUGAAAAUAACUCGAAGGAAACCAAGGAUGAACAGGACCAAAUUGUCUUGGAACAUCUUGAAAAAUUAUGUCAGAGGGCUGUAUUUGUUGCAACACCCAGCAGUUUUAAGCGGUUCCUUACAGAGAACUGCAAAGGCGAUGAGAAACAGUUCAUCGAGGAUUUGUCCAUUCUUCACGUCUCGUCAACAUAUCGAGAUAAAGUAUUGGAGAUCUUACCAGAAUCACGAGUUCAGCUUGUGCAAUACCGUGUCAAUACUUAUGGUGCUCUGAUGAACGGCAAGAAAUGUUUGGUGAAACUACACCAACAUUCCAAGGAAGAGAUGCUGGGAACAGACGCUUUAAAGGCUGUUCCUUUACGAGAAGAAAUAGAAAUUCUUAAAAUUUUGAAUGCUGUCGUAGAACCAUGCCCAAAUAUAGUCCAACUACUUGGCUCAAGCUUUGAAGCUCCGAUGCAUUUGAUCAUGGAGAGAACGCCUAAGGGCGAUCUGUUGACAUACCUUAAAGGCCUUGAAGACCCCCCUGAAGCUGACGUACUACUCCAGAUUGCUGUAGAUGUUAGCAAUGCCAUGCUAUAUCUCGGCGUCCAUGACAUAAUCCAUCGUGAUUUGGGGGCCAAGAAUUGCUUUGUCUUCAUGCGCGAAAGAAAGCUGCUAACUAAACUUGGCGACUUCCAUCUUGCAAUUCUUUCAUAUUCUGGUGCGAGGUCUCCAACUGGUGAAGAUCAACCAUGCAAAUCUGUGAAAUCACCGGUAAAUGAAGAUUUUUUCAAUCAGUUUGCGGUGCGUUGGAUGGCUGCUGAAGCAAUUCGGAUGGGUGAAUUCAGUAGUGCAAGUGAUGUAUGGUCGUUCGGUGUGCUACUGUUUGAGAUAUUUACCUUUGGCUGCAAGCCAUAUGACAACAUGCCAAGUGGACGGUCUUUAGAGCGUGACGAGGAUGUUCGUGAAUUUGUAAGUAAGCAAUUAUCUGAUAAUAACCUAGAAAUUUUAUUUAACUUCUCUUGAACGUCGAUUGAAACCCACUUAAUCCUCGUUAGAAUCAAAAUGAAAAGCUGCCUUUUAUGCAUCCAUUUUUAAGCAAAUACAGCUUUAUAACAUUGGUCAAAAUAUUAUAAUAAAUGCGCAAAACGAUGAUUUAAAGCAGGGGAAAAGAAAAACAUGAGAGUGUGUUUCUACUUUAUCAGUUUGAUUAAAUUAAACUUAACAACAGUGGUAUGCAUCAGCUAUAAGGAGCAAUGGCAUUAAACUCCAUUUAAAUAAACUAAAUACUAAUGUUAUCAGGAAUAUAUCGAUCUUUUUCGGGAAGCUUCGGCGCCGAACAACUUGCCACGAAGCAACUCUAGCUCUACAUACAGGAAGUGUUAAAACUUUCAUUAAAAAUUAUUGUAAAUGCUUUGGAGAGAGGAAGUUGAAAACAUUUGUAUGGCAGAUUGUUCUUACUAGAGUUGUGAUUCAGUGUGCUAUGUGAAGGUUUUAUUUAACAUAGGUAUUAUUCACGGAAGUAGAAGUGAAUAGUGCAAAAAUAUUCAUUGAAACCACUGAGCUAUACUAUAUUACCGGAGGACCUGCUCGGCAUCAUCAAGUGAAGCCGAAAACAUGGCGGCUAUUACGCCAUUUCCAUGACAACACUUACUUUAUUUUCAUGGUAACUGCCACUGACCAACCGCGAUCCUAAACUUCCGACGAUGUCCUUAACCCCCUGGUUUUUGGGCAAAUAUUACGAUAUCGAUAUAAAGUUUUGUCUCGAGUUUUCUGUUGUUUUUGAGCUAAAAAAUCUUAAUAUUUCCCUCGAACAUUACUUGUUUUACAACGCGGAGCGAGGGUGCGGGUUUGCUUCGCUUGUGGAUGCAGCAGUUCACUACAAAGACUACAAAGAAAGACUAAUUCUUUCAGGUAAGAUUCACGAAACUUUUUUAUAACUUUCUAGACCGCUAGAGUCACUAGACCCUUCAUAUUAUGUCAAAAACUCAUCAUCCUAAUAUAUACAGCGAAUAUUUCAAUAGGGGACAUAAAAGUAUUGUUAACAAUUAAAAAUUGUGUACAUGAAAUUGUUGUUUUGUGUCAGCAUUGGCCUUUGUGGUUUUAUUGCCAGACUGCCAGCUUUUAAUUUAUACUAAAAAUUGUGGUUGUUUACAUGUUCGUAUCUUUUAAAACGUUUAUUAAAUAUGGUGUGAAAUUUAUAUACUUGCCCAUCACAGUGCAGAAUUAGUAUAUAUAGAUAAGAACAAGAUCAGAGAGAGUUGAGCCGUAGAGGAGGCCCACCUACAUGUGACAAUGUAUGUGCUCUGUCGGCUGAUCGAUGAGCCCUAAAGACAGUCUUUAUUAUUUUACUCUGUCUGUCUACAGACGAUUUUAAAGGGAUUGAGACUGCUCCCUGCUGCCACGCAGUGGGUUAAUUACACUAUCUGCAAAUAAGCAGCCCGAGAUAUAUAGUCAGCCCAUUAAGCUGCAAUGAACCUUGGCUACUUUCUUAUUUUACUCAAUCUGUGAGAUUAAAUCCAGAUGUUUUACUCAUAAUUUUACUAAAAAUAGAUAUCAUUUUACCAUUGUCUGUUCAGAACUAUAUAAAACUAUAUAGUUUUACACAGUAUGAUGUCAUAGUUACAUGGCAAGAACAAAAAUGUUGCCCAGAAGCUGCCGGGAUUUAAGUGAGUCACUGAUACACUAAUCAUGAGGUAAAUUCGGAAUGCUACAACAUUUCUAACAAUCAGGGUGGAUUUUCAAUUAUUUAAAAGAAGGGGUAGAAAAAUUUUUGGUGGGUUGCAAGCGGCACCACUCAGUGAGCUUUGGCAGGGAUUAGGCGUUUGGGUUAAAGCCUUUCGCACAAAAUAGGAGGGUUGAAGCAGAAUUUUUGGUGGAGUUGAACACUUUAUUAGAGGGGUUUAACCCCCACCCCCCAGAAAAAUCCGCCCAUGAUUUCUAACAUUGGGAGUAGUGAUGUCCGAUUGGCCAUGACACGGCCUGUGAGAAAUUAUGAUGAAAUUUGCUCAUAAUAGUUAAGUUUGACAUAUUUUAGCAGUCAGGAAUGUAAUUGCAUGGCUGAAUAUUGAAACAUGACACUUAAUUUUGAAGCUCAGAUCAAUGGUCUUCGUAAAAACAGGUUGGUCAAUUCAUUUCUAACUCAGAGGAAUUCCUCUGAAGAAUUCCUCAAAAAUUUGAAAAGUUCCUUAAAAAGUUCCUAACUUCCUGUUUCAUUGACCAAUCAGAUUGCUCAAAAAUAAAAUAUAAAAUCUGAUUGGUCGAUGAAACAGGAAGUUAGGAACUUUUUAAGGAACUUAUCAAAUUGUUGAGGAAUUGCUCAGAGGAAUUCCUCGAAGUUGGGAUAUGAAUUGAUCAACAUUUCUCGGAACGCUUCUAUUGGCACGAUUGUAAGAUAAACUGAUCCCAAACAAAGCCCUUCUGUAACACCAGCCAGUAAACAUCUAAUAAACAAUUUGAGAAUUAAAAAAAGUGGGGGGAAAAGUUGGAUCUUGUUCCAAAAACAAAUUGAACCGUAUCACGUUUCACUGACUUCGCCGCACGCAACGUCACCUCGCUGAAUACAAUAAAAAAAUACAUUUUUAUGGUAAUAUGUGAUGAAAUGGAAAGUAAUUUGCCAAUUUGGCGCAAAUUAAUGUAAUUAGGCGGAAAUCUAUAAUUAUGCAAAUAAACACAAGUGCACAACGCUUGUUUAUGAGUCUACAACGUAUAUUUAUACUUGUUAUUUUAAAAGUCAAACUGUCAAACCUUAAACUUGUCCUUGUUUACAUACCAAUUAAUCCACUAUAUUAUAUAAAUUCGCUGGUUCCAAAUUUUGGGGUUUUCGAGUCGUUACACAAAGAAAAACACAUCAAUUCAACACGCAAGAGAGUCCAGAGUGCAACACAACAUAUUUUCCACAAGAAACCGGCACAAUUCUUUGAAAAUUGGACGAAACUGUCUGAAAUAUAUAUUAGUCCCUCAGUGAAAACCCGCCAUUUUGAAAUUGAACUGAAUAUGUCACUGGAGCACUCUAACCUUGAAGUUCGGAAUUGUACGCGUGCGUACAAGGGUAUGGGCUAAUAAACGAAAAAUGUAGCACAAGCAUGGCAUGAGCCGGCAAUUACGUACAUAAAUACGAGCUUGUUACUAUAAUAUCUAAAUCAUGGAACCUAGGGGAAUCGAUGGAAUUUUGGCUUAAUCGUUGCACCCUGAGCCUGCGAUGAGCUAACACAAACUCCACUUCUCGACGACGAAGAAAACAGAAAACAGAAAAAGAGGGAUUUAAACACUUGGCCUACAGGCCAGUGUAAUAAUUAUAGACUUUGUUCUUGCUGUUCAAGUCUUUCCUAUGCAUUGUAUGCGAAAGUUUCUUAGUUUAAAUUAACUUUUGUUGAAGUUCAUGAUAAAAAAAUAAGCAAAUUAUAUUCAUUAGCGUCCUGUACGAAUUAAAUUUCUAAAUUCAUUUCAUUUCAUUUCAAAGUGCGAGUAAUAAGUUGAAGCUCGAGUUGAACAGUUUAUUAGCUUAAUAUCGGCAAAAAGCAGUUAAUUUCAAUUCACAUUUAAAAAAGUUUUAGGCAGAGUUUCGUUUUGAAUUUUACAUUAAAAUAAAAAGCAAAAUAAUAUUCCUACAUUAUAUUUUUUUGCAGGUUUGUGCAAAAAAUACAAAAAAAAAAAUUAUCGUGUUGCCAUGACUAACAUGACGUGAGCAACGCGAACCUGCAUUCAGUGUUGGCGUAAUUACGAAUACUUCAUGUUGGGACAAUGUUUGGAAAAUAUAAGCGAGGGGUUGUUGCAUGCAUGUAUUUCUAGUUACUAGAAAGGCAUGAAGCAAACUGUCCCCUAUAUUUUCAAAACAUUAAAUUUACAUAAAAUAUUCGGAAAUAGAUAACACUGAAAGCAGCCUCGCGCCAAGUGUUACCAUGACAACACGAUAAUUAUUUUAUAAUUUUGCACAAAACGGUAAAAUAUUUGAAAGACUAAUACUUCUAACGCUUGAGCAAUGGAUUUCCGGAAAAUAUAAUGUAGGUAUUUUAUUUUGCAUUUUGUGAAUUAAUGAAAAAUUGAAAUUGAAUCGCUUCGUAAAAUGCUUUUAUAUGUUCUUUCAACUAAAGUACAUUUGUCGUUAAACUGUUUUCACUUAAUGAAACAUAUUAAUAAGUACAAAUUGUUAGGUAAUUUGCACUCAUUUACAUUUUAAUUAUUUUCUUUUUAAAUUAACAAGGGUAAUUUAGGAAACUUACUGUACUGCUUCGUUGGAAAGGAAAACAGUUCAUCUUGUAGGCAUAAAUUUAAAGCAACAAAAUUCAUAAACUUGCCUAUAUUUCACGAUUUCCAAAUUAAAUAAAUGUUCCCAUUUCUUCAAACAAAAAUUGCUUUAAAGAUCGUUGUAUCUUCCAAAUACAUGUCUUUCAAAAUUGAAAAAAUCUUGCUUAUCCAACUCCUGGCAAUCACCCAUAUUUUUGAGAUCAGUGAAAGGUCCACCCAUACAGCAUGACUCCACUUUAGACUACGUCAUUGCUUUCCUUUCCCCGGGUGUAAAUAGCUGGGCUGAAUUAGUACCCUCGCCGCAGGCUUGCGGCCCGAACAGAGCUCUGCGCCGUUGGCUCGGGGAUGAUUUCUUGCUUAGCAUUAUUCAUUGAAAAAUUAACAUACUAUGCCUUUUUUUCUCCAGGUCUUAUCUGGAAAUAGACUCGAACUACAUCCAAAGAUCCCUGAUUCGGUUCAAGGGCUCAUUGAGUUGACAAUGAAAACGAUAGAACAGAGACCAACUUUUACAAGACUGAAAGAAAAAUUGUUGGAAAUAAGAUUUGGAGAUG